AUGAAGUUAAUCACUGAGACAGGGGAUAUUCUAGAAGUUUUCCAGGAAAAAGGAUCCAAAGGUAUUGAUUGGAAAAGCUAUGCUUUCUUCCUUGAAGUUCCUCUUCCAUUUAAGAUUUUAAUUGAAGCUACUGUCGGUCCAGGUGCCUCAGGGGAUAUUGCUAUUGAUGACAUUAGCAUAAAAAACGGAAUAUGUCAAGCAUCCACACAGAAGGCAACUGUAGCUAAAAGAAUUGUGACACAAAUAGAUUGUGCCUUUGAGGAAGAUGCAUGUAAUUUUACUUGGCAUCCUCAAUCAGUUGCAAAAGUCAUAACUUCCUCCCUAUCUGGAGAUGCCAGCCUAAUUGGAUCAUUGUUGAUUUUUACAUGGUUAUUAAAGGUAUGUGAACAUGUACGUCAAAACUCUCUCUUUCUCUCACUGUCUCUCUUUCUCUCACUGUCUCUCUUUCUCUCACUGUCUCUCUUUCUCUCACUGUCUCUCUUUCUCUCACUGUCUCUCUUUCUCUCACUGUCUCUCUUUCUCUCACUGUCUCUCUUUCUCUCACUGUCUCUCACUCUCUCUUUCUCUCACUGUCUCUCUUUCUUUCUCACUGUCUCUCUUUCUCUCACUGUCUCUCUUUUCUCACUGUCUCUCUUUCUCUCACUGUCUCUCUUUCUCCUUUUCUCUCUCUUUCUCUCCUGUCUCUCUUUCUCUCACUGUCUCUCUUUCUCUCACUGUCUCUUUCUCACUGUCUCUCUCUUGUCUCUCUUUUCUCACUGUCUCUCUCACUGUCUCUCUUCUCUCACUGUCUCUCUUUCUCUCACUGUCUCUCUUUCUCUCUGUGUCUCUCUUUCUCUCUUUCUGUCUCUCUUUCUCUCACUGUCUCUCUUUCUCUCCUGUCUCUCUUUCUCUCUCUCUCUCUCUUCACUCACUGUCUCUCUUUCUCACUGUCUCUCUCUCUCCUGUCUCUCUUUCUCUCACUGUCUCUCUUUCUCACUGUCUCUCUUUCUCUCACUGUCUCUUUCUCUCCUGUCUCUUCUCUCUCACUGUCUCUCUUUCUCUCACUGUCUCUCUUUCUCUCACUGUCACUCUCUUUCUCUCCUGUCUCUCUUUCUCUCACUGUCUCUCUUUUCUCACUGUCUCUCUUUCUCUCUGUCUCUCUUCUCACUGUCUCUCUUUCUCUCUGUCUCUUUCUCACUGUCUCUCUUUCUCUGUCUCUCUCUUUCUUUUCUCUCUCUCUCUUUUUUUUUUUUCCGUGAUUGUGAAUGA
Molecule: messenger RNA, 1248 nt
Organism: Acanthosepion pharaonis
Lineage: Eukaryota; Metazoa; Mollusca; Cephalopoda; Sepiida; Sepiidae
Source: the annotation of a GenBank genome assembly